UCGGUGCAGGUCAGAGCUUCUGCGUAACGGCUGACCGAACCUGGCACGAGACGCCAAGGAUUCCUUUCUUUGUUCACGUCAUCGAUGCUUGAGUUCUCCGCAAGAGUAGAGUGUCUCGGGCCUUGCUCUGGGGCAUAUCGGUCGGCUGUGCGGUGACUUUGGACGCCGCGGCUUGUACGCCCCGUGAUCCUCCCUUCAUUUCUAGCAGGCUACAAAUACCUUGAGAAGCGAUAAGUUCACUUCUCCCAUCUACCAUCAUCGACCAUUGCCUCUCCAAAUGCUCACCUCUAGGGUUCUUCUCAUCUUGCUCAUGGCUGCUGGCAGCCUCACGCGCUCGGUAUCCGCAUUUCCCACCAAGCAAGUAAACGGCCUUCCCUUUUGUGAAGGAAUGGAAGCCCAUCAUUGCUCCUUCGAGAAUCCAAACAUGCUCUACCAGUCAUCGCUUGUCGAUCAAGAUGAUUCAUUUCGCAAGCGUGCCGUGAUGCGCAAAGCGCGCGGAUCACUAUCCAAGCAUGCCUCGCGCAUCUGCAAAUCGCUCAAGGCCUCUGGUCGAAAGUUCAAAGAGAGGUUGAAGGAGUUCACUACCUUUGAGGAGUCCACGUUUGUUCCUCACUCUCACGGUGGCGAACACGGAGACGAAUAUAACCAUAGACAGCACUUGUCUUAAGGAGCGAUCCAUAUCUUCACCAUCGAGGAGCUCUGGCAGCUCUAACUUUAGCUUUACAAUAGUCGAAAGGGAAUACAUGAUCUGAUUCAGCGUCUUUUGCUUCACUUUUGUGAUCAUCAUCAUCAUCAAAUCGUAUUCUUGUGAUAUCGACUAGCAGAGCAAGCA
This is a messenger RNA of Acaromyces ingoldii, 832 nucleotides long. RefSeq lists its product as hypothetical. Bases 278 to 667 code for a protein of 129 amino acids. Lineage: Eukaryota; Fungi; Basidiomycota; Exobasidiomycetes; Exobasidiales; Cryptobasidiaceae. The record is from RefSeq and is a predicted model, not a curated record. The transcript is spliced from 2 exons.